Aspergillus homomorphus CBS 101889 is the source of this 4455-nucleotide messenger RNA. RefSeq lists its product as uncharacterized. The record is from RefSeq and is a predicted model, not a curated record. The coding region runs from base 226 to 4455 and encodes 1409 amino acids. The transcript is spliced from 2 exons. Gene Ontology annotation, biological process: mitotic DNA replication checkpoint signaling; activation of protein kinase activity; mitotic G2 DNA damage checkpoint signaling. Gene Ontology annotation, molecular function: anaphase-promoting complex binding. NCBI's taxonomy places the organism in Eukaryota, Fungi, Ascomycota, Eurotiomycetes, Eurotiales, Aspergillaceae.
GAACAACCCAACCAGCCCAACCAUUAUUCAUCUGGCAGGGCACUACUUUCUUUGUCCCCUUCUGCAAAUGCCCGCUCAAUUGCCUAGAUACCAGAAAUGACCCCCUAACCACGCAUUAACGAAACAUAACCGCAACCACCGAAAAACCGGAAUUCGAUGAUACUGAUACCCAACCCCCAAAAAUAACCACACCCCCAAUACAUACAUACAUACAUACAUACAUACAUGAACAUAAUGUCCUCGACACCCUCCACCCCCCGCACAACCACGCGCUCCGCGUCCCCCGAAACAGCGGAACCGCUACUCACGCCCGGCCGCAAAAUCAAAGCCAUGCUCGCGGCGUUCGACAGCGACAGCGACUCCGAGACCGAAGGUCCACAGAACGGAAGUGACAAAACUGACGAUUAUCAGUCUACGACGCGACUCAGUGAUGCGUUGAAGAAGAGUCGGAUUUCUUCGUUUGUGGGGUCCGCGGGGUCGUCGCAGAUGAUGGUUGAUGGGUUGGAUGAGGAAGAUGAGGAGGAGGAAGAGGAGGAUGUGAUUCGGCCGAAGGGGCGGAUGGCUGCUAGAUUGCAGGGUGGGAGUGGUGCGGAGUCGAUGACGGCUUUUGAGCGGGUUUCGAAGAGUUUACGCGCCGAGAAGGAGGGUGAUGAUGACAAUGGCAGUAAGGGAAAUGGGCAUGAGGAGGAGGAUGAUGAUGAGGAUGAUGAUCUCCCGACGGCUGGACCGAGACGGAGAGGGAUUACGAAUGCCAGCAAAUCUCGUCUGUUGCCCGAUCCUGGGCUUGAAGAGGAGGAGGAGGAGAAUGAGGAGGAGGCUCCUGCGCGCGCUUACUCUCCGCUCUUCGUCUCGUCGCCCGUCAAGGGACGGGACGAUGAUGGCGAUGCCGAUAAGCAAGCCAUGUCAGAUGAGGAUGACGACGAAAACACACCAAAGCCACCCAAUUCCCGGUUCUUGGCUCUCGUGGCGCAGAAGCGGAAAGAGCGUGAGGAGAAGGAAAAGGCCGAGGCCGAGAGACGGGCGGCUGCGCGAGCAGCGAAUCAGCAGCAGGAGCAGCCGUCUGACUCGGAGAUGAUGAUGUCUGCGAGUGAGGGCGAGGGCGACAGUGCCUCGGGUGCCAAAUUCAGAAAGCAGCAGCAGCAGCAGUCACGGCCGGCGGCGCGGAAGGCGAGCAAAAAAGCGCUGGAGGAGAUGAAUCGCGAAACGCAACGUAUGAGUCGUAACAUGCAGUUGGCGCAUCAGGCGCAGACGAAGAAGAAGAUCUCCAAGGAGAGCUUCUUUGCGCGCUUCAACUCCAUGCAGCCUGCUGGCGGGCAGGAUCCUGCUGCCCCUGCGGCUGGGGAGAAUUCGUCGAGCACGACCGAAUCGCAGAACUCGUCGGAUGCCGAGGCACAGAAGGAGAAGGAGACCCCUCGCACGUCGCCUGUGCUGGGCCCUGUGGAAAAGGUGCCGACUGCGGAGGGAACUACCGACAAUAUGGCAGACGGACCCGAAUUCCCUACGCUGGAAGAUAUUCUUGCCAAUCCGCGUCCGCAGCCAGAGGAACCAAUUGUUGCUCGAGUGGAGGUGGAGGCGACAGCUUCGAAAUCAGAUGUCGCGCCGCCCAAGAAAGAAAAUAAGGUAUUGACUGUGUCUGCGGUCCGCGUCAGGCUCUCCCGUGAAGAAGUGGCGCGCCAGCAGCAAGACGACUCGGACAGUGAUUUGGAGAUUGUCACCUCGCCUGCCAAGUGCCGACGUAUUGCAGCUUUCGAGAACCUCCCCGCCAAGAAGUUGCAGGAACCGGCUUCGAUGGUCAAGUUGAAAGCUCUAGCGCACUUGACGUCUCCCAACCGCAAAUCAAAGGGUAUGAAUGGGGCUCAGCUCUCUGCGACGUCGCUUCUGAAGGCAAGACAACAAGCUGCCAAAGAAAGACAAGAGAGGAUCGAAGAGCUUAGAGCGAAGGGUAUCCACAUCGAAACGGCUGAAGAGCGUGCUGCCAUGGAGGAUGAACUCGAGAACCUGGUCGAAAAGGCACGAAUGGAAGCCGACGCAAUCGCCAAGCAGGAACGAAAAGCUGCUAAGCGCGACGGCGAUGAUGACGAGGACGAGGACGAGGACUACGAUUAUUCGGGGUCUGAGGACGGGGCUGAGAGUGGCGAAGACGAAGAUGAAGAGAUGGCAGACGCACAGUCAGGUGGUGGGGAACUGGUCGACUCUGCGGCCGAUGAAGGUGACGAAUCGGAAGACGACAAGUCCGAAAUCAUGUCGUCUGAGGAGACCGAGAUGCCAACCCAGAGACGAAAGCGACAGACCCGGGUCAUCAGCGACGAUGAGGAUGAGGACGAGGAACAAGAGCCUAAGACGCCAGCGAAACCCAUCAUUGCCGCCACCACGCCCGGAACACGGUCUGUCGACCGACCUCAUCUCCCUGCACAGAAUUCCAACGACCUGAUGAGCUUGACGCAGGCUUUUGCAGGUACGAUAGCCGGAAGCCCGCAACGCAGUCAACAGACGCCUGCUGCCACACUUCCGAACACUUUGCCCGAGCCUGGGCACGACGAGUCCGAUUCCCGUGUUUUCAUCAGGGACAGCCAAGUGCCAAGGGCCGAGUCCCAUGAUAUACUGUCUAACUACGCCCAGUCCACCGCGCGAGUGUCUGAAUCCCCGGCCCCACGCUCGUUAUCCGGUUUCUCGCAGAUCCCCGACCCCACGCAAGAUGAAGGCUUCAUUCUAUCACCGUUUGACCCGUUAAAACGAUUCCUUGGCACCCCGCAGUCUACCAUAGAAACCGUCAUCGUGGACCAAAACCAGUCUCCUGUUCCAACAAGAAGCAUCCGUCAUUUGAAGCGUGGCGGACGCGCAGCCGAUCUCUCUAUGAUUGAAGAACAAGAGGAGGGGGAAGGAGAUUUUGAGAUCAGCGUCAAUGCCUUCAAUGUGGUGAAGGGACCUAAGAAGAGCAAGGAGCCUGCUGUUCUGUUUGACAAGAGCAAAAGCAAAGCCAAGGACAUCGUGGAGGAAGCAGCCGAGGAGUCUGACGACGAAUAUGCCGGAUUAGGCGGCGGAAGCGACGACGAUGACGAUGACGAGGAGAACGCUUUUGACAGACAGAUGAUCAACGACAAUAGCGGAGAGACUGUUGACGAAAAGCAACUCGCUGCCUUGAAUGCCCACCAUCAACGCACCAACGACGAAAAGCAAGUCGCCAAGUUGUUGAAGGACAUCACGACAGGAGCCCUCCGCCGUCGCCGCGGCGCGAACGCAGACGACGAGUUUGACCUAGACGAUUCAGACGACGAACUCCUAGCGCGUCGCCGAGAGAAGCAGCGCGAGUUCGCCCGGAUGCGCAAGGCCCUCCUCGCCGACGAGAAGAUAGGCGAGAUCGCGGAAAACCCCAAAAAGGCCGCUUUCUUCCGCGCCGUCGAAGACCGCGAUGACGACGAUGACGAAGACCUCGGCUUCGACUUCAUGGAAGAGGAGGACGAGAGCCAACAAGACAGCAACAAUAACAAGAACACCCAACCCGAUCAACCCGAGACCCAGCAGAACAACAACAACGACAAUACCACCACCGACCCCCUUCAAAACGACGAGAACAACAACAACAAACGUAAACGUCCUCUCGACCCAGCCACAGAAUCAACCUACAACCGGCCCCCGCCGCACCUCCGCCGCAAGCCCGCGUCCGCCAUGUCGAAGAAACCAGCAACGCUCGCCGAGAUCCGCGAGACGCUAUCUUUCCUAACGGAAACCCACGAAUACGAUUCCUUCCACGAGGACGCGUCCCUGGACCACGAAGACAACCCGGAGGAGACCCUAAUGGAUCUCGACCCAACAGCCUUCGACUCCGACUCCGACGAUGAACUCGCCGGCCCCACCCCCUCUGGCACCCACAAACCGCAAAACCCCCAACAACCCCCUGCCAACCUCCUCUCCCACCACCCCCGCCGCACCCGCGGUCCGGUGGUCGACCGCCUCGCCCUCCUCCGCCAAGCCUCCAGCAACUCGGCCUCCACAACCUCCGCCUCCACCUCCGCCUCCGGCGGAAAACUCGCCUUCGCAACCAACGCCGAUAACAAUAAGACCCAAGCCGACGGCAGCGGCAUAGGCAUAGGGAUGAUGGGCUUCCACCGCCCGCCGUCCUUCAUCCGACGGAGCACCUCGUCCAGUAGUUCCUCCGGAGGAGGAGGAACAACAUCGGCGAAUAACAGUCGACGAAGCAGCAUGGCUUCCGUCAACUCAGGCCAUGGGUCCAGUAAAUCCACCACCACCACCACGAACGCGAACCCCGGAGGUAUCAAGAAGGGCGGCGCGGUGAAUUACUACACUGCGGCGCGGGAGCGGGAGCGUGAGAAGCAGCUUCGUAUGCAGCGAAGGGAGGGUGGCGCGGGCUCAAAGAGCUUUGCGGCUUUGUUGAAGGAUGAUAAGCGGGUGGCGGGCAGGUUGGGGGCGUUGGGGGGGAAGGGGCAGUGGGAGUGA